UGUUCAAAACCACAACUUCCCGCCCUCCGGAAAAACACAAGGACCGUAACGGCGAUGAGUACGAAAUGAUCGAGUUUUCGCUCUUGAUUCAUCCGUAAUCCACACGUAUUGUUGUGUUUGUAUCCUCCGGUUUGUUGCUGCUCUGUCCGUGUUGACUCAAGUGGCUGAUCUCCGUGGAUCUGAACCGUCUGCGGCUUCAACUUCGCUGAGUUUUUCAAAGAUGACUUCUGAUGUGCCCAGUAACAUGUCCGUGUACCAGUGGAUAGUGGAAAAUGGAGACAAGAGGACGGACCCGUGGCUGCUGGUCUACUCCCCCGUCCCAGUGUCACUCAUCUUCCUGCUUUACCUCGGUGUGGUCUGGGCUGGACCCCGGCUGAUGAAACACAGGGAACCUGUUGACCUCAGAGUUGUUCUCAUUGUUUACAACUUCGCCAUGGUCGGCCUGUCUGCUUACAUGUGCUACGAGUUCCUGGUCACGUCAUGGCUCUCAAACUACAGCUACCUGUGUCAGCCUGUAGAUUACAGCACCAGCCCACUGGCCAUGAGAAUGGCCGGAGUCUGCUGGUGGUUUUUCUUCUCAAAGGUCAUAGAGCUCAGUGACACAAUCUUCUUCAUCCUGAGGAAGAAGAGCAGCCAGGUGACCUUCCUUCACGUCUACCACCACGCCACCAUGAUCUUCAACUGGUGGGCGGGGGUCAAGUAUGUGGCCGGAGGACAGUCGUUCUUCAUCGGCUUGGUAAACACCUUCGUCCACAUUGUCAUGUACUCUUACUACGGCCUGGCUGCAGUGGGCCCUCACAUGCAGAAGUACCUGUGGUGGAAGCGAUACAUCACACGCCUGCAGCUGCUGCAGUUUGUGAUGUUCCUCCUGCACACGGGUUACAACCUGUUCACAGAGUGCGACUUCCCCGACAGCAUGAAUACACUGGUGUUUGGUUAUUGUGUCACCCUUAUCAUCCUCUUCAGUAACUUCUAUUAUCAGAGCUACCUCAACAAGAAAAAGAAAUGAGACCCAGCUUCAGAGUUUCUGUCUGCAGUACUCACCACUAAAGUCCACUAGAGGGCACCAAGUGCCUACACUGUAUGUUAAACAGACACACAACUCUAAUCUUUUCACUUCUUUAAAAAAAAAAAUUAAAAAUAAGAGCCAGUAGGUGAUCAAACAAUUUAUUAUAUCUUAAACUGAGAAAGGACAAACAUUCAAAUGACUGUUGUAAACAAACUGUACAUUUAUACAUAUAUAAUAAAGAAUGGUUGUGUUCUGCAACAUCGCAGAAUAUAAUAGUGAGCCCAAACUCUCCUCAUGGAACAAACCCAAAAGCACAAAACACAACAAGAAAAUGCAAACAUUUUUUUUUUCCACUGUCAAAACAGAACAGCACAGCAAAACGAUAUAUUCUUUUCUACACUUCAGUCUUAAAUAGAUUGAACGAUGCAGAUUAGAGAGAGGAGAGGAGGGAGAGGGCAUUUCAGUUACAGUCUAUUCAGGUGUUUUAUGUUGUCAGGAGUUUGUGUAUUAAAGCUGAAAACCUGCAUGUAUAAGACCAGGCAGGUAAGAAUGUAAGCACCAAUGUAAAUGAGUCGAAGAAUCCUCUGUACACGAUGAGUUCUUGACCAAUAAAUGGGAUUCUGACGCCAA
Molecule: messenger RNA, 1639 nt
Organism: Solea solea (common sole)
Lineage: Eukaryota; Metazoa; Chordata; Actinopteri; Pleuronectiformes; Soleidae
Gene: elovl8b
Product: ELOVL fatty acid elongase 8b
Exons: 8
Coding region: 221-1009 (262 amino acids)
Biological process (GO): fatty acid elongation, saturated fatty acid; fatty acid elongation, monounsaturated fatty acid; sphingolipid biosynthetic process
Cellular component (GO): endoplasmic reticulum membrane
Molecular function (GO): fatty acid elongase activity
Source: RefSeq, a predicted model, not a curated record